AUGCUCAACGGUGAAAAAGCCCUUAUGGAGGAUAGAGACUUGCGUGAGGCCUUCAUCUUGUUUGAUGUGAACAGGGACGGACGAAUAACCGCCUCAGAACUGCACGCCGUCUUAGGCUUCCUUGGCAUACAAACCACACAGGCAGAAGUAUGCCAGAUGAUCAAAGAUGCGGAUUGUGAUGGUAACGGGACUGUUGAGUUUGACGAAUUCCUACGAAUGAUGCGUAGAUACGCACAGAGUCAACGGUCCAAGUCCCCGGAUGCCGAACUACGUGAGGCAUUUAAUGUGUUUGAUCAUAAUCAGGACUCCGUAAUCGAUUUUGGUGAGAUAAAACGAACAAUGCACUUUCUCGGGGAGGCUGUCACAGACGAAGAGGUGCAAGAAAUGAUCCGUGAGGCCGAUCGGGAUCAUGAUGGCUUGGUCGACUUUGAAGGUAAGCAAACUCAUUCCUACAUCACUGAUAUUUUAUGA
Messenger RNA from Echinostoma caproni, 471 nucleotides. Lineage: Eukaryota; Metazoa; Platyhelminthes; Trematoda; Plagiorchiida; Echinostomatidae. The record is from the annotation of a GenBank genome assembly.